Menidia menidia (Atlantic silverside) is the source of this 1393-nucleotide messenger RNA. NCBI's taxonomy places the organism in Eukaryota, Metazoa, Chordata, Actinopteri, Atheriniformes, Atherinopsidae. The record is from the annotation of a GenBank genome assembly.
UUGAAGAAAUGGAAAAAAGGGAAAGUUCCUCAGCUAACACGCCGUAAAAAAAGAGUCCAACUUUUUAGCCAGACAGGAGUGAAAAUGACUUCCCUUUCUCUGGGUUUUUCCCCACCAGCUCAGCCGCAGUCUGAGGCUGCGGAGGGAGGCUUCGGCCACGCCGGCCCCCCCCCGGCGCUGAGCAACGGCGCAGGGGCGCCUCCGGCCGUGCGCACCUGCUCCUGCGGCGCCAGCGCCGGCACGGCGGCGGCCGGGUCCAGCGCGGCGGGGGGGCCGGCGGCCACGACGGAGCAGCCCCGCAGGCAGCCGUCCACGCCCGUGUCGCACAGGGUCCAGAGGAAGCUGAGGUCCAGCCUGUCGGUCAACAGCGACAGCAGCCGGCGCAGCAAAGGCAGCUCCACGGGCUCCCAGAAGCCCCCUCUGCCCGAGGACUGCUGCGUUCACUGCAUCUUGGCUUGCCUCUUCUGCGAGUUCCUGACGCUUUGCAACAUGGUGGUGGCCCAGGCCUCGUGCGGCGCCUGCACGUCGGAGGCCUGCUGCUGCUGCUGCUGCACCGACGACCUGGGCGACGACUGCAACUGCCCCUGUGACAUGGACUGUGGCAUCAUGGACGCCUGCUGCGAGUCCUCGGAUUGCUUGGAAAUCUGUAUGGAGUGCUGCGGCAUCUGCUUUCCCACAUAGGGAGGCCUGUGAUGGUGGAACCAAGAGGAAGAGAGGGAAGGAAAACGCCGCUGCCACUUUAAUCCAGCAGAUAGAUGGAGGUGUGUGUCUGUGUGUGUGCGUGUGUGAGUGUUUGCCUGUAAGAGUGAUGGCUGACAUGCGUGUUACUAUAAAUGUGUUUGGACGCUGAGCUUCUCCAUCAAAACCGGCUUAGCUCAGGCUAAAAGUAGUUACAGACCUAUGAACAUGUCAGUAAAAUCUUCAGUGUAUUUCUAGCAUUCUAUCUAUUGCGGAAAAGUAUUAUCACAGACUGCCUUAAUGUUGUUAAUGUUGUCAGGAAUGCUGUCUAGUUCUACUCAUCUUUCCUCUACACAGACCUGUUUGAUGCAUUUCUCUGUUUUAAGUUCAAAUACAGUAUUUUUGAUAGAAACUCUCGGUUGCAGCCAUAGUGGUGUACGACACUGUAAAACGUUUAUGCGACGGUUUGUGCAUUCAUGGUCGCAUAUUUUAGCUUCACAACGCAGACUUCCCUUUAGACGCAUCUACUGUACAACAGUUGAAACUGGUGAAAUUUCAAAGGUUAUUCAGGACAUCACACGAUCUGCUACCUUCUGACGGUAAGGAAAAGGGGGUUGAAGGGACUAAAUGCAUUCAUUCUUCUCCUGUUGAGUGUAAAAAAGAUCAAAAUGUAUUGUUACAAAAAGAAACUGCACAAAAUUGCUGAUAAGCUCAA